Drosophila obscura is the source of this 303-nucleotide messenger RNA. RefSeq lists its product as uncharacterized. The transcript has a single exon. The record is from RefSeq and is a predicted model, not a curated record. Lineage: Eukaryota; Metazoa; Arthropoda; Insecta; Diptera; Drosophilidae. Bases 1 to 303 code for a protein of 100 amino acids.
AUGAAGCUCACAAAGUAUGUGAUUCUGAUCUUUGCCAUUUUCUAUUGCCUGACGGGCACCAUAGCUGUCACCUGUGAUGAUGAUCCCGACGAUCCCAACUGCGUUGAUUGUGACGCCGAUCCCGAAAACGCAGAAUGUCCCAUCACGAUAACCACAACCACUGAGGCGGUAGCCACAACAACCGCAGUGGCUCCGACUACAACCACAAGGAGAGCAUUGAGGCCAAGGAGGCAGCUCAUUGUCAACAAACUGAAUUUAAUACUCAACCGAAAAAAAAACUUCCUGAGAGCUUUAUCCGGCUGA